This is a messenger RNA of Sitodiplosis mosellana (orange wheat blossom midge), 1460 nucleotides long. RefSeq names its product mediator of RNA polymerase II transcription subunit 28 (gene MED28). The coding region runs from base 81 to 839 and encodes 252 amino acids. The record is from RefSeq and is a predicted model, not a curated record. Gene Ontology annotation, cellular component: mediator complex. The transcript has 6 exons. NCBI's taxonomy places the organism in Eukaryota, Metazoa, Arthropoda, Insecta, Diptera, Cecidomyiidae.
ACAAGCUCACCGUGAAAUUGCUUUGGUUUUAGUUUUUUCGUUUUUGUUUUUGACAUUGUUUGUUUGUGUGGGCUUGUAAAAUGGCAUCAACAUCAAAUGGUACAGGAAAUCUGGUCGAUGAAUUCGAAGAGUCGUUUCAGGAAUGUGUUCAUGCGCUCACCAAACAAGAGGCGUCGACUGGUGUAGAAAAGGAUGAAAUCGGCAUGGAAGUCGAUCUGACCACAAUGAAAUUCAUUGAUUUGGCACGCCAAAUGGAGGCGUUUUUCAUACAGAAACGAUUUUUGCUGUCCGUGCUCAAGCCACAAUUGGUGCUGAAGGAAGAAAAUGUAGAUCUGCGAUGGGAAAUCAAUCGCAAAGAUGAAAUGAUCAAAAAACACUAUGAAAGUAUUGAACGAUGGAAGAAUAUGCUGUCUGACACGCAGCCACAACAUAUGCCACAUCCGUCACCGCAACAACCACCGAUACCACCACAGAUGGGCCCAAUUCCACAAGGUGGAAUGCCACCACAUGCAGGAAUAAUGGCAGCCGGUCCAAUGAAUAUGCCACAUCCUGGUCAUCCUGGACCAGGUGGACCUCUACCUGGACCAGCUAUGCCAAUUUCAGGAAUGCCAAUGCAGCCACAACAACAGCAUAUGAUGCAAGCCCAACAGAUGCACAUGCAACAAAUGCAGGUUGGUGGCGCACCACAAAUGUUUAUGCAACAAGGCGGCGUCCCGAUGCGUGGAAAUGUUGGUGGUGGUGGCAUGCCAAUGCCAAGCAACUUUGGACAAGUGCCAAACGUUCUGCCGGGAAACAAUCCUUUAGCUUUUCUGGAAAAAACGACCAGCAAUAUAGGGUGACGCGGACGUAACAGAGGUCGUCGAAGUGUUCGUGCACGUGGAAUUCAGGGUCGUGGUCGCAUAAAUGAUUUCCAAUGAAUCCGUUUGUCUUAAGAAUGGUCAACAAAUUAUGCUGAAUGGUUAUUUAUAAAAUUUCAUCUAAAAAAAAAUGGUUCGAACUGAAUCGAGAAAAUCGUUUUCAUAUCAAAAUUCAAACGAUAAAGCUUCAAAAAGAAACUACAUCAAAAGAACGAGAGUAAUUUCUAUUGGGUUUGUAUGAAGUUCUACCGCCAAUUUAGACAAAUCACUCAUAUUUGGUCGAUUCUUUUUCCUUCAUACAUCACAAACAUACACAUUUUCUUUAAAUUCCAUUCUAAAGCUGUUUUUUAUGAUUUCUGAGCUAUGACGUUGCCGAAAUCGAAGAAAAACGUGUAAAUAAAUUAUGUUUUUUUUUUCUAUAAAACGAAAGCGAAACUAAAAAAAAAAAUUCCUUUUUGAUCAUUUGAAUUGUCUGUAUAUUAUAUGGAAAUGAAAUAUGCAUUUAAAUAAGCGAAAAAAGAACUUACGGAUCUGUUUUACUGAAUGUAAUCUUAAUAAAACAAAAAAAAACAUGGUUAAAAUAAGAAGAAUGAAUUCCUCUAA